This is a messenger RNA of Menidia menidia (Atlantic silverside), 968 nucleotides long. Lineage: Eukaryota; Metazoa; Chordata; Actinopteri; Atheriniformes; Atherinopsidae. The record is from the annotation of a GenBank genome assembly.
ACUUCAGGAGGUUUGACGAUCAGGACGCACUCAAUCUGAAAUUAAACAGCUGUCUAACGGACGCAACCGCCGAGGAGUCCCUGAAAGAGUACCAGAAUUGCCAGAAUGAACUUGUCAUACUUUGUUGCGUGUGGACUUUUAGUCACACUGCUUUCAGAGAAGAUGGGGGCAAAACCUUUGACUCAGGCGCAGCAAAAGUCUCUUAGAAGUUUGCUGGGCGAGGAGUUGGCAGAAUUUCUGGAGUCGGGAGAGAGGGAGAAGCGGCUGGACGCUGUGCGCACUCGGAUACGGUUACUGAGAGAUUUACGGAUGGACACUCGGGCCAGAGGGAUGUGGGCACGUCUCUUGAACGACCAACCCCCAACGAGGAAACACAAAUCAGGGAGCAAGAAAGGAGGCUCCACGAGUGGCUGCUUCGGACAUAAGAUGGACAGAAUAGGGACCAUCAGCGGCAUGGGCUGCUAGGGUCGACGAUUCGAAUCGAGGACCUCUGGACGAUGGUUUUGGACAACAAGAGUUGAGUUUGUUCUCACCUGAGGAAAAAAAAAUAAAGAAAAAUCAUCAAAUGAAAAGAUUUUCGGUACGAAAUUGGCCUGGACCAGCAUUUACAAGGACUGAGAUGAUAAUGCUACAAAAUCUUCAUAUAAAUACAUAUAUACUACGUAAAUACGCAGGUAUAUAUACAUAUAUGUAUACCACACAAAAUGAUCUACUUAUACAAACAGAUAUAUACUACAACAUUGUGGACAAUGGUGUAAAAACUACAAACUGCAAAGCUGUACAUUAUUGCCCCGCUGCUGUACAUUCAAGUACUUCAUCUCCCGCUGCAUAAAUGUAUUUAUGUUUAAAAAAUAUUUAUAUGUUUAUAAAAAGAGAUAUUUAUAAAUAUGAGUUUUAUUUAUGUAACAUUUUGAAAAUGGAUGCAAACUGCAGGUCAAUUCUGUUUGUUACCCUUUUCUUUUGUCGCA